GGAGAAGUAACCGGAAGUGAGCUGUACAACUGAUUAUUGGACGAGUUUCAGGUAUUGUGUCUCCUGACCCGUCAUGUCUGUCAGAGUAUCAUCCAUGAGUGUUUUCCCUCCGGUCCGACGGGACCGAGUCAUCGCUCGGCUCCCUCAGUCUUUCAGGAAAGAGGCAUCGCUCCACACGAAGGAGGAUUUCAGCAGUAAAGUGAGGACGGCCUGCCAGGAGCAGCGGACCGGCACCGUGGGAUUCAAGAUCUCGAAGGUCAUCGUUGUGGGAGAUCUGGCUGUGGGGAAAACCUGCCUGAUAAACAGGUUCUGUAAGGACGCCUUUGAUAAGAACUACAAGGCAACGAUUGGCGUCGACUUUGAGAUGGAGCGCUUCGAGGUGCUCGGCGUUCCCUUCAGCCUGCAGCUGUGGGACACUGCAGGCCAAGAAAGGUUCAAGUGCAUCGCCUCGACGUAUUACAGAGGAGCUCAAGUUGUGAUAAUUGUGUUCGAUCUAAACGACAUCGCCUCUUUGGGCCAUGCCAGGCAGUGGCUCGAGGACGCAUUGAAGGAGAACGACCCCACCAGUGUUCAGCUGUUCCUCGUUGGCACAAAGAAGGACCUGAGUUCUCCUGCUCAGUAUUCCCGGAUCGAACAAGAUGCCAUAAAACUUGCUAACGAGAUCUGUGCGGAGUAUUGGGCCGUUUCUUCGCUGACGGGGGAAAACGUGACAGAGUUUUUCUUUCGAGUUGCUGCUCUGGCGUUCGAGACCAACGUUCUCGCAGAGUUGGAGAAAAGUGGAACGAGGCAGAUCGGAGACGUCGUCAGAAUUAACAGCACCUCCCGCGACCUGCAGGCCAGGUCCAAGAAGAGCCCGUCCUCCUGCUGCCAGUAA
Messenger RNA from Nematolebias whitei (Rio pearlfish), 874 nucleotides. It is a transcript of the gene rab34a, whose product is annotated as RAB34, member RAS oncogene family a. The transcript has 11 exons. Bases 74 to 874 code for a protein of 266 amino acids. Gene Ontology annotation, biological process: endocytosis; phagosome-lysosome fusion. NCBI's taxonomy places the organism in Eukaryota, Metazoa, Chordata, Actinopteri, Cyprinodontiformes, Rivulidae. Gene Ontology annotation, molecular function: GTP binding; GTPase activity. The record is from RefSeq and is a predicted model, not a curated record.